Molecule: messenger RNA, 2093 nt
Organism: Myotis lucifugus (little brown bat)
Lineage: Eukaryota; Metazoa; Chordata; Mammalia; Chiroptera; Vespertilionidae
Gene: ACAD8
Product: acyl-CoA dehydrogenase family member 8
Exons: 11
Coding region: 76-1323 (415 amino acids)
Biological process (GO): lipid metabolic process
Molecular function (GO): flavin adenine dinucleotide binding; acyl-CoA dehydrogenase activity
Source: RefSeq, a predicted model, not a curated record
CGCCGCGGGGUUGGGCGGCGAGGGCCCGCCUAGGUCAGGAGCUCUCGGGCCCUGGCCGGAGCUGGCAGCGGAGCGAUGUGGCGGAGCAGCGGCCUGAGACUCGGAGCGCGGCUCUGCUGCCCUCGCGGCGGUGCCCGGGCUCCCGCCGAGCGCGGCCACCGGAGCCUGGUCUCCUGCAUCGACCCUUCCAUCGGACUAAAUGAAGAACAGAAAGGAUAUCAGAAAGUGGCCUUUGACUUUGCAGCCCGGGAGAUGGCUCCCCAUAUGGCAGAGUGGGACCAGAAGGAACUGUUCCCCGUGGACAUGAUGCGGAAGGCAGCCCAGCUAGGCUUUGGUGGGGUCUACGUACGCACGGACGUCGGUGGGUCUGGACUGUCCCGGCUGGAUGCCUCUGUCAUCUUCGAAGCCUUGGCGACGGGCUGCACCAGCACCACCGCCUACAUAAGCAUCCACAACAUGUGUGUCUGGAUGAUCGAUACCUUUGGCAACGAGGAACAGAGGCACCGGUUUUGCCCAGCACUCUGCACCAUGGAGAAGUUUGCUUCCUACUGCCUCACUGAGCCAGGAAGUGGGAGCGAUGCUGCCUCCCUUUUGACCUCAGCUAAAAGGCAAGGAGAUCAUUACGUCCUCAAUGGCUCCAAGGCCUUCAUCAGUGGUGGAGGGGAGUCGGACAUCUAUGUGGUCAUGUGCCGAACGGGAGGACCAGGCCCCAAAGGCAUCUCGUGCAUAGUGGUUGAGAAGGGGACCCCUGGCCUCAGCUUUGGCAAGAAGGAAAAAAAGGUGGGGUGGAACUCGCAGCCAACCCGCGCCGUCAUCUUUGAAGACUGUGCUGUCCCUGCGGCCAACAGAAUUGGGAACGAGGGGCAAGGCUUCCUUAUCGCCAUGAAAGGCCUGAAUGGAGGGAGGAUCAAUGUUGCUUCUUGCUCUGUUGGGGCUGCUCAUGCUUCAGUCGUCCUCACCCGAGACCACCUCAAUGUCCGGAAGCAGUUUGGAGCGCUCCUGGCGAGUAACCAGUACCUGCAGUUCAAACUGGCUGAUAUGGCCACAAGGCUGGUGGCCUCGCGGCUGAUGGUCCGCAGCGCGGCGGUGGCCCUGCAGGAGGAGCGGGAAGAUGCGGUGGCCCUGUGCGCCAUGGCCAAGCUCUUUGCUACAGACGAAUGUUUCGCUAUCUGCAACCAGGCCUUGCAGAUGCACGGAGGCUACGGCUACCUGAAGGACUAUGCCGUCCAGCAGUACAUGCGGGACUGCAGGGUUCAUCAGAUCCUGGAAGGCAGCAACGAAGUGAUGAGGAUGCUGAUCUCGAGAAGCCUGCUUCAGCAGUAGCGCUGGACGCGGUGCUCUUCCACGGUGUGGACUGUGCACUUGAACUGGUGUUGAGUGGCCUCCGGUGGACGGUUCUGUUACAGAUGAGUCAUGAAUAAGGUCAUAGGACUGAGCCCUCCUAAGAGGACCUUCCUCGGUGUCGGCGCCGUGGGGCCGCAGCCUCAUCGGAGGCUUGGCAGAGCGGCCUUGGUGAGGUGUCGCAAGGCCACUGCCGUGUUUCCUGAAGCACAAGGUGCCUGAUGAUGACGCAUCAGCGACCAUAGUCCUCUCUGCAGCCACAUGGUCUCGAUCUGCCUGGGUGUGCUGGUUCACCGGAUCCUCCUCCAGGAAGCUGGGUGCUCCGUGCAGGGUGUUUCUAUUGAUGAAGCAAAGGCGUGGGGAAGGGGAAAUGGAGAAAAGUGGCCUGUCUUUUCGGUCCCCUGCACCUCAGCUGGAGACACAGGUUUCUGUGGGCGCACUUCCUCCGUAGCACACCUCCGAGUAAAUCAGGAUAAAUGCACCUCGGGAACUUGGCCCUGAGCUGUGACUUAGGGUGUCCGGACAUCUGGAACACCUGAAUAUCAAGGCCUGAGGCGACCUGGAACUUGGAAUAUUUGUGUUCUUUUUAAGGAGCAUCUAGGAAUAGUGUUCACAGUUUAUAGAACCCUUUCUAGGAAGCACUUGGAGUAUAUCUUUUCUAUCUACGUUUUUGUCUUCUUUUAUGAAGCUGCUUCUCUUUUUAAAGGUCUUUGAUUGAUAAAUAAAAUUUAUCCCUUUCUGUACCAUCUCAA